Aedes albopictus (Asian tiger mosquito) is the source of this 834-nucleotide messenger RNA. RefSeq lists its product as uncharacterized. Gene Ontology annotation, cellular component: mitochondrion; cytoplasmic vesicle. Gene Ontology annotation, biological process: protein targeting; vesicle transport along microtubule; mitochondrion distribution. Gene Ontology annotation, molecular function: myosin binding. The record is from RefSeq and is a predicted model, not a curated record. Lineage: Eukaryota; Metazoa; Arthropoda; Insecta; Diptera; Culicidae. The coding region runs from base 155 to 670 and encodes 171 amino acids. The transcript has 4 exons.
GAGUUACGCGAUUUAGGAUGAUUUUAACAACUUAUUCGUAGAAUAUAGUGUUCUGAAUCAUUGGUGAACAAAAGUGAAUUGUUGAUAGUGAUAUCAGUGAACAUGUUGCCACAAACCAGCAUGUAGUGAACAACCCCGUUCAGAAACGGUCGUAAUGCCUUUUCGUACGAAAUUUAUCAGCAGUUUCACUAUCGGUAUACAGAACCCCCUUUCGCUGGUCAAAGCUGCUCAACAUGAACAUUACCAGUCCAAGCUGGCUGCUGCCUCACAAUGUGGGGCCAGGACCCCCCUGAGUCCUGUAACGCAGGCGACAAUCCAGAAGCAUCUGCCAGGGCUACCGACCAAGCGGCUGCUGAUGCAGCAGGCCUACCGAAAUGCAGCCGCCGCCGAACAGAUCCAGUGCACCAAGGUGGUGGAGAAACGGGACGUGGGCUGCUGUACCGAGGUAUGCAGCUCGGAUAAUCUGCCGGAGGUGGAGCUUUUCUCGCUCCUGGAAGAGCAGAUACCACGUUACAAGGUCCGAGCGGACACGACCACCACCUUCGGUGGCUACGAAAACCAGGACUGGUUCGUCAACUAUCCGGCGCUACCGAUCCCCCAGGAAGGUCUGGGCUUGACCACCGAGCAGACACGCGAGGCCCUCAACUAUUUCCGUGAGUAUUUGAUUUGACUUUUCCAAUGGAGUUUUAAUCAUAUCGUAAGUAAAUAUAUAAUAAGAAGAUGGAUAAUACUGGGGAAGGAACAGUCAUAAGAUACUCAUUGGUUCGAUUCUCAUUCAAAACAAUUUUAACCGUAGUUAGGAGGAUAACUGUAGUUAUAAGGACACAAGACAAA